This is a messenger RNA of Elgaria multicarinata webbii, 2319 nucleotides long. It is a transcript of the gene RAB29, whose product is annotated as RAB29, member RAS oncogene family. Lineage: Eukaryota; Metazoa; Chordata; Lepidosauria; Squamata; Anguidae. The transcript is spliced from 5 exons. The record is from RefSeq and is a predicted model, not a curated record. The coding region runs from base 160 to 783 and encodes 207 amino acids. Gene Ontology annotation, biological process: phagosome-lysosome fusion; endosome to lysosome transport. Gene Ontology annotation, cellular component: late endosome; trans-Golgi network; phagocytic vesicle. Gene Ontology annotation, molecular function: GTPase activity; GTP binding.
UUCUGGCUCGCCGGUUCUUUCGGAGGCUGCCGUUGGGUGCACAGAUUUUCUUUGUAGGGAAAAACGAGGUGUCUCUUUUCCCACGUGGCUGUCCAUUCUGUAGACUGAAGGGGGAAAGGCGGAGUGCGCUUCCCUUGAUUGGCUUUGCUCUUUCAAAUCAUGGUGGGCCAUCACGACCAUAUGUUCAAAGUGCUGAUCAUUGGGGAUGCCACUGUUGGGAAGACAUCACUGGUCCAGCGAUAUGCAAACGAUAGUUUCAACAAGCACUACAAAUCUACGGUCGGAGUGGACUUUGCUCUGAAGGUGGUGCAGUGGUCAGAGUCGGAGUCGGUGAGGCUGCAACUGUGGGACAUAGCAGGACAAGAGCGCUUCACCUCUAUGACUCGGCUGUAUUACAAGGAAGCAUCGGCCUGCGUGAUCAUGUUUGAUGUCACCAGCAUUAGCACGUUCACCAGCUGCCAGAAAUGGAAGCAGGAUUUGGACAGCAAGCUAAAGCUGCCGGAUGGAAGCCUCGUCCCUUGCCUGCUGCUGGCUAAUAAAUGUGACCUUUAUCCGUGGGCUGUGACCAAAGAAGAAAUUGAUCGGUUCAGCAAAGAGAAUGGUUUUACUGGAUGGACUGAAACAUCUGUCAAGGAAAACAAGAAUGUAAAUGAAUCUAUGAGAGUCCUUAUUGAAAAGAUGAUGAUGAUGAGGUCCUUGGGUGACGGAGACGUGUCUGUUUCAGGCCACGGAGACUACAUCAAUCUAAAGGAUGCAUCCACGCCCAGCUGGGGAUGCUGCUAGUUGCUUCUGCUCAGAGGGUGACAGCGCCUUUCAAACAAAUAUAUAUAGGGCUAUUUUUUAAGCAGUAGCAUAUUGCCUUUUGACACUGCUGUAAGCAAGAAUAGAGGAAGGAGUCCCUCAGCCUAGCAGAGACAAAUGAAAGCGUUGCCUUUGCUGCUGACGGGCCACAAGUGUGCACUUUUGCUCUUCCUUUCGGCAUUGCAACUUGAGGCCACGCAGGAAUGAAGAAUCUUCCACCCAUUGUAGCCCACUGCAAAGUCUCCAGCUCCUGCCAUUGCAGGACGAGUGGCUUUGGGGAACUUUCGGCACUCCAAAAGCAAAGCCAAGUAACCGGAUUAUGUUUUGACUAGCGUGCGUGCUAAACCAUCCUUUGCUCUCACUUUGAAACAGGCUGCCUUUAAAGUACCGUCUGUGGGGACAGGCUCUGGCCUGCGAUCAUCCCCCCCCCUUUGUGAUCCAGCUGCAGAAUUUUCUUCAUGCAGCUUUUCUAGAGGUGCCAUUUUUGUCGUGGGGCGCCUAUUGUAUAUAUUUGCCAAGGGCUGCAUGUUUAAGCACUGAAGGGGAAAGCACAAUGAACUCUGGCCCUUUUUUGUCCCUGUUUUUAUGUGGGGGACACAAUUGUUAAGACUUUCCUGAUGCCUUUUUUUUUUUUUUUUUUUUUAGGGAACUCUGCAAUGAAUUGAGGCAAAAGCUGUAAACUGCCCUUGCAUUGAUGCACCUUAUUAGAGCUCCAGCACCAUCCUUUGUUUUUAUAGCCCUUUCCCUGGCAGGAUCUAAUUUGCCUCUUUCAAAUUCUGAUGAAUUACUUCCCCUUAGCAGCCCUACUGUGUGGGUGUAGAUAGCCAUCAUUGUAAGGCUAUCUAAAAGCCCACCUACUGUUUUUAGUGAUCUAAAGGGGGGAAACACAGAAUAAGGGGACACAGGAGGACAAAAAGCAAGUGCUAAAUCUUCCCUGUACUUUUUUUGAUACCAAGUACUUCCCCUUCAUCUUUUUAAUGUGGUCAUAGCUGAUGGACUUCAGUAUUUUUGUGGGAUAUAUAACAUUAUAACUUGUUAGGUUUUAAAACUUGCCAUAAUUCAGGAAAGUUGAAGUGACAAAAUGGUAAGAUGUAUUGAAGUGUUUGAAUUUUUAAUCUUCCUUUUAAAAUAAACAGUCAAGGAGAUGAAUGUGUUAUGGAUAAAAGAUUCCAUGGAUGAAUAAUGUGUCCACAUUCUGGAUAACUUACUCAUUUCUUGGGAAAUUGGUUAAAAACAAAUAUGUUAAGGUCUUAACAGAAAGCUCUAUUAAUGUCUGGCACUAUUUGCAUGUUGUCUCUGAUAACAUUACAGUAGAUUUUAAACUAUCAGUCCAAACUGAGAAUGGGAACAUUUGCCAGAUAAAUAUAAAAUGUAUGUUCUGACACUUUUCUGAAUUAUCUAGAAAAGAUACCCAUUAUUCAUCCAUUGGCUUUUGCCUUGUAAUGUAGGCAUUCCAGAUUAAUAUUUUGUAAAUAAAGAUUAUUAAACAGGUGCUGCUAAAUAAAGAUAUGAACACUG